AUUUCGGUGAGAGCGGUUUGAGUUCGCGCGCGUUGGGAAAUCUGAUCGGUUUUAGGAUCUACCUAGCUGCGGGUGUGUCCGGAGCAUCAGCAUCAUCAUCGGAAUUGUCUGUUUCUGUGUGUUGAUCCAAUAUCAAUAAUAAUUAUUUAAUCGUGAUUUUCAAUUGUCUUUCGCUGUGGUUAUUGUUCGCUACGUACACGGUUCGACAUUACACCACCGACAUCGAAUUACCGCUGGGAUCGUUAAUCAUCUUACAAGCCAGUUGCUGACUAUAAAACAGGUUCAACAUGUGGCCCUUGCUGAGCCUGGCGCUAGUGCUCAGCGUGCUGAUCAGUCCGUCCAUCACACUGCCCAAUGGUGCCCCGGAGAGUGUUUGCAGCACGAUGCUUCCGUUUCACGGUGGUGGAAUUCCACCACUGACGACGACUUCCCCGUUCCGGAUAACGCCAGUGACGUCGGUUGUCGGGAGCGGGCAGGUGUUGCAGGUCGAAAUCGAAUCAUUUCCGUCCAGUGUUGUGUUCAAAGGUUUUAUGCUGCAAGCCCGCAACCGUUUUCCGCCGAAUCAGGUGGUCGGCCGUUUCGAGCUCGUCGAUGAGAGUGCUAUCAAGUUAAUUAACUGCGGUGGUGAAGGUAAUACGGCAACACACACCAACACUCAGCCCAAGAAGGACUUGACACUGGAGUGGGUUGCUCCCACCGACUUCAAGGGUGAAAUUGUGUUCAACGGUACGAUCGCCCAGGACUACGAUAAAUUUUGGGUUGAUCUACAAUCGACACCGGUGAAGAUAGUGGAAAGUGGCCAAAGUCCUACUUCGGUGGUGGGAAUCUCAACCACGAGAAAGCCUUCGUCGACCACCACCGUGCCGUCAUAUGUUGCUCCAUCGAGUCCCAGGACCGCUUCGUUCGAUCCAAUUUACGAAGGUUGUGGAGAUACUAAGGGUUGCUUCGGUUUUCCCGAGGGAUGUGUUGAAAGUCGCAACUGCCGAGCCGUCGUUGCCACAAUCGUGCAGGGUGAACGGUACAUUUUCGAAAUGAAAUCAGGAUAUAAUCGCCCAGCCUACAUUGCUGUUGGUCUGUCGACUGACGACAAGAUGGGCAACGAUUCGGUGCUUGAGUGCGUUCCAGAACAGGGAACCGUACGUGCCUAUGCUUCCUGGACUUUGACUGGACCGUACGGUGUCAGUCGUAGUGGCAUUCCACAAAAUUUCUUCCAAUUGCGACAGCACUCCUAUGAGGAUGGCGUGAUCUACUGUCAGGUGGAACGGGACGCUUUGAGCAUUGUGGCGAAACAAAAGUUCGAUCUGGUCAACGAAAAGUACCAUUUGUUGCUGGCGACGGGCAGCUCCGCUGAUUCGGUUCAUGUGUCGUAUCACGAUAUUGGUCGUCACGUUUCUGGUUCUCCACUUGCGUUGGCUGAAGUUGGACCAGUGAAGGGAUCCUCAAAAUUGCUGCUUCGGCUGCACGGUGCUUUCAUGUUGGUUGCAUGGAUCGGAACAGCAUCGCUCGGUAUUUUGCUGGCUCGUUACUUCCGUCAGACCUGGGUGGGUAGCCAACUGUGCGGAAAGGAUCAAUGGUUUGCUUGGCACAGAUUCCUGAUGGUGAUCACCUGGCUGCUCACGAUUGCCGGAUUCGUGGUGAUCUUUGUCGACGUCGGCGGUUGGUCGCGGAUUGACAAUCCUCAUCCCAUCCUGGGAGUGGUGACUACGGUGCUGUGCUUCCUGCAACCGAUCGGUGCCUUCUUCCGACCACAUCCCGGCACCAAGCGGAGACCACUGUUCAACUGGCUGCACUGGCUGGGCGGUAAUAUUGCCCACAUCGUAGCGAUUGUUGCCAUAUUUUUCGCCGUUAAACUGCAGAAAGCCGAGCUACCGGAGUGGCUGGACUUUAUUCUGGUUGCUUUCGUGGCAUUCCAUGUGUUUAUGCAUUUGAUCUUCUCCAUCGGUGGCUGCGUCAGCGAGCGGCGCAAUGGUCAGCGCGUGACGUCCUUCCCGAUGGCAGAUAUGACUCCAUCCCGAAACUCGAUGAGCUCCGGCGAUCGCAAACAGGAUGCUGCCUUCUCCGGAUUCCGCAAGGUGAUGCUGUUCUUCUACAUUCUUAUCAUAGUGGCCUUCGUGAUCGCUCUGGUGGUCAUUGCGGUACUCGCCCCCAUCGAGGACGCUGUCGAGAGCAUAAAGAAACAGAUUAUGAACUAAGAAGCAAGCAGGUGCUGCCUUCUUUCCAGCUCACCCGACUCCAUUUUUGUUAAAACGUGCUCUGAGAAAUUAUUUCUUUAUAUAGUUAUUUAAUGGACAAGAUUGAAGCUUGUCUCCAGGAAACUCUAUUUGUACAUUCUCACCAAUUCUUAUACGGCAUUUUUUUCCCUGUAGAUAUGUGUGUGUAUAGUUGAACGAAAUUGUAUUUUGAACAUGCUGCUGACGGUGGUUGCGAACGGUGGUGUUCGCAAGCAUUAUGUUCAGUGGUUCGUGGUUCACUCCACGGGUUGUAUAGAAUGUAUGUUUAUGUUGAACAGGAUGUUUAUUGUGUGAAUGACAAUCGGCCGAUGUAUCAGCCUUGAACAGAGAUAGAUGCAAGUUUUGCCUUUAAGAAUUUUCUCACCAACAGGAAAUUAUUUAUUAACACAAGCAGGAUGAUGAUACCUUGUUGACCUCGGCUACUGUAGAGUUUUUCGUUUUCGUUUCAGUUUCAAUUCACUUUCAAUUUUUUUCUGUACGCUAGGUCAGUUAAAUUGUGACAGGAUUCUGUGUUGAAUGAAUUGAAACAAAUAGUAGUAGAAACCGUAUUUACGUAAAUACCAUUUCAAACAGAUAGAAGUAUAAGUACUUUAAUGAAACAAUAAAGUAAAUGUUGCC
Messenger RNA from Sabethes cyaneus, 2849 nucleotides. RefSeq names its product putative ferric-chelate reductase 1 homolog. Gene Ontology annotation, molecular function: oxidoreductase activity, acting on metal ions. The record is from RefSeq and is a predicted model, not a curated record. Lineage: Eukaryota; Metazoa; Arthropoda; Insecta; Diptera; Culicidae. Bases 288 to 2192 code for a protein of 634 amino acids. The transcript has 9 exons.